Malaya genurostris is the source of this 5570-nucleotide messenger RNA. It is a transcript of the gene ATP7, whose product is annotated as copper-transporting ATPase 1. Lineage: Eukaryota; Metazoa; Arthropoda; Insecta; Diptera; Culicidae. The record is from RefSeq and is a predicted model, not a curated record. The transcript has 7 exons. The coding region runs from base 1351 to 5115 and encodes 1254 amino acids. Gene Ontology annotation, molecular function: ATP hydrolysis activity; P-type divalent copper transporter activity; copper ion binding. Gene Ontology annotation, cellular component: trans-Golgi network; membrane; perinuclear region of cytoplasm. Gene Ontology annotation, biological process: monoatomic cation transport; copper ion homeostasis.
UGUGUGAGUAUGUUUGCGUGUAUAUGUAUAUGUAUGUGUAAAUUGCAUGUGUAAAAAAAUACUAACUCAACAUUUCUGUUCCAUAUGAAAUUAAUGCACACUGAGAAAACUGAAAAGUCGAACUAAGAGAAGGUCUAAAACUUGGAAAAGAAGAAUGAUGCAGAAUGUCAGAAAGAUUGAAGGAAAUAAACGAAUGAAGAACGCAAGAAUAUUACAAAUAAGAUAAGUAUGUAAAACAAAACAUCCCGAAAUCAAACACCGCUCGGUUGAGAUUUUAUGCAUUUCAAGUAUCCAACAGGUAAACCCAUUUAAAAUAUUAUUAUUAUUGUUGUUACUAUUACCAUUAUUUCAUUACUACUUUACUAUUACAAUUAUUACGGUAUAUAUUUGAACAGAUACUUAUAACCUGUCACUGACUAAAAAUAACUACAACUAAUCAGGCAAUAUCGAACUGUCAAAAUGGGAAACCAAAACAACCAUCAUACCACACAACUUUCCAAUUAUUCAGACCAAUCUUUUCAACAGUAUUUGUGAACCGAACCGUACCGAUGGGCCCUCAGACCUAGUAACUAUUCACCGUGGCUUUCGAUUACCUUCGGUACGCUUAUGCUUAUACAUACAAGCCUCAUUCAACGUUUGUCUGAGCAGUUUUGAGCCGUACAAAGCUACCAAUAUGAAUGCAGUCAUCAGCACCAGCAUUAUUCACAAGCAUGUUUUAACAUCACGUUCGCAUCGCUCCUCAGUCUGUGUUAAAGCACUAACCAGUUCCGAACGAUCCGCACAAAAGCUGCUUCGUCAGUUCGUUUCGAUCUGCGGUUCCAGACGUAUGAUCGGUACUUCUCAUUCCGCAAAGCUCUUUGUUUUGAUUAAAGCCUGCAAUAAUUUUGUUACUCGUAGUCGAGUUUGAUCAUUUCAUGUUACGCGUACUUAAUCCAAAUUCGAACGGUCUACGACCUCAAAUCAUGCGCAUAUGACCUGGCAAUCUUUGGAAGCAAUUACAGUAAUCCAGUAUUAAAACCGUGUGUGGGGAAGUGACGAAAUUUGCGAUGCUUCACCGCAUUGCUGUGUGAAUAUGUGUUGAGUGUUGUGACGCAGCUUAAGGGUUGCAGACCAGUAGUAAUCGGCGAAACAUAAUGGUUAGCGCCAAACAAAAGCUUAUGAUUUCUACGGUUGCAGUAGUAUUCGACUGAAGGUAGCUUAGCUCAGUAUACAUGGAUGGGAGGCUGGAUAAGAGGCUGCCAACCAUAGCAAAAUAAGCUCGUUUCCGCGAGUCACUGCCACUUUUCAACACAGUAAAACAAUAAUUCGGAUCGGUUCGCAGCAAAGCUGAGAAGGGGAAAAGCUUAUGAAAUGUGGUCUAAUUUCAGAGAAAAUAUGGACGACUACGGUGAAUCAACUGGUCUGCUGGAACAGCAGGUGGCCUCCGUCCGGCUACCCAUAAUUGGAAUGACGUGUCAGUCCUGUGUGAAAAACAUCGAAGGUACCAUUGGCGCCAAGUUAGGUAUUAUCAAGAUCAGCGUGAUGUUAGCCGAAAAUGCCGGAUACAUAGACUUUGACCCGACACUAACGGAUCCGACCCAGAUUGCAGCUGACAUCGAUGAUAUGGGUUUCGAAUGCACUUACAGUGACGAUGAACGGAAAACGACGGAUGAAAGCAGUGAUGCGUUAUUGACUCGAAUAAGUAUUCACGGAAUGACUUGCCAAUCCUGUGUAAAAAACAUCGAGGGAAACAUCCAAAACAAGACUGGAAUUAUAUCGGUUAAAGUAAUUCUAGAGCAAAAACUAGGGUUGAUAGAAUAUGACAGGUGGUUGACUAAUCCCGAGCGAAUAGCAGAACUUAUUGACGAUAUGGGAUUUGAGGCCAAAGUGGCUGAUAAGGAGAGUGAAUAUCAAAAGACUGACAACAACCAGGGCAGCAACAACCGGUCGGCCCGUUCGGAGAAAUUAAUUUCAAUCGAUGAGGACCUCACUCAUCCAAACGAGACGAGUACCAAUGAAAAGCAGGGCCAACAAAAGGAAAUUUUCAAGCGUUGUUUUUUGCAUGUCCAAGGUAUGACUUGCGCUAGCUGUGUAUCGGCGAUUGAAAAACACUGUAAAAAAAUAUAUGGAGUUGAAUCAAUUCUCAUAGCACUUCUGGCGGCGAAAGCAGAAGUCAAGUAUGACGAUGCGUUGACCGCACCCGAGGAUAUUGCCAAAUCGAUCACGGAUCUGGGUUUUCCAACUGAAAUUAUAGACGAACCUGGAACAGGGGAAGCCGAAGUGGAGAUCGAAAUCCUCGGGAUGACAUGCAGCUCAUGUGUGAAUAAAAUCGAAAAAACAGUUUUGAAAAUUCCGGGAGUUCUGAAAGCGUCUGUAGCUUUAACCCUCAAGCGAGGACGUUUCUCGUUCAAUAACGAAAAGACAGGAGCACGAACGAUAUGCGAAGCAAUCCAGGAGCUAGGUUUUCAGGUAACUGUUCUGUCGAACAAGGACAAAAUGGCUCAUAGUUAUCUUGAGCACAAGGAAGAAAUUCGAAAGUGGCGUUAUGCGUUUCUUAUCUCUCUCCUGUUCGGAGGGCCGUGUAUGAUAGCUAUGAUAUAUUUCAUGGUGCUGAUGGAAACACAUAGUCACGAAGAAAUGUGUUGCGUCAUUCCUGGUUUGUCUUUGGAAAAUCUCAUCAUGUUUGUAUUUUCGACACCGGUACAAUUUUUCGGCGGGUGGCAUUUUUACAUCCAGGCCUACCGAGCAGUGAAACACGGCGCUAGUAAUAUGGACGUUCUCAUCACGAUGGCUACCACUGUUAGUUAUAUUUAUUCGGUCGCUGUCCUCAUUCCUGCAAUGGUGAUGGAGUCGAAAACUUCUCCACUAACAUUUUUUGAUACACCUCCGAUGUUGUUCAUUUUUAUUUCACUCGGUCGUUGGUUGGAACACAUCGCCAAAGGGAAAACUUCUGAAGCUUUGUCAAAACUGUUAUCACUGAAAGCUACCGAAGCGGUACUGGUGGUGCUCGGCGAGGACUAUGAGGUUCUAUCGGAGAAACUCAUUUCGGUUGAUCUGGUGCAACGUGGUGACACGUUGAAGGUAGUUCCUGGCAGCAAGGUUCCCGUGGAUGGUAAGGUCAUCUGCGGAAAUUCCACCUGCGAUGAAAGUCUCAUCACCGGAGAGUCGAUGCCAGUGCCCAAAAAGAAAAAUUCUGUUGUUAUUGGUGGUUCCAUCAAUCAGAAUGGACUGCUACUUAUGAUGGCCACACAUACCGGCGAGAACACCACUUUGGCACAGAUUGUCAAACUAGUGGAGGAAGCACAGACCUCUAAGGCACCGAUCCAACAGUUGGCGGACAAAAUUGCCGGUUACUUUGUGCCCUUCGUGGUGGCUGUUUCUUGUAUUACAUUACUCGGAUGGACCAUCACCGGGUACAUCGAUAUUAACCACAUUCCCAUGUCAGACGAUGCUAAGGAAGGACUAAACAGGGAGGAGAUAAUCUUCAGUUAUGCCUUCCGAUGUGCGCUUAGUGUACUAGCGAUUGCGUGUCCGUGUGCGUUAGGAUUGGCCACUCCUACGGCGGUUAUGGUUUCUACAGGAGUUGGGGCAUUGCACGGUAUCUUGGUCAAAGGAGCUGGUCCUCUGGAAAAUGCGCACAAAGUGAAAACCGUUGUGUUCGAUAAAACUGGUACCGUCACAUACGGCAUGCCGAUGACUUCGAGGGUGUGCUUGUUCGUGAAGCCUAAAGUUUGCUCCCUGGCACGCACUUUGAGUAUCAUUGGUUCAGCAGAGAUAAACAGUGAACAUCCAAUCGCCACAGCCGUGGUAAAAUUUGUGAAAGAAACUUUAGAGGUAGAUGCUUUCGGAAAAUGUGCGAAUUUUAUGGCCGUACCAGGUUGCGGAAUCCGUUGUGUGAUUUCGAACGUAGAUGGAAUUCUGAACCAAGGAAUGCGGUCGGAAAAAAUCAUAAAUUAUCUCAACUCCUACAAAAGCGACUCAAAUGGAAUUAGCUUUGUAAAUGGAACAGUGAUAGAAGAACUCAUUCCACAAUUGAGUCCAUCGCAAAAGAAUACAAUUGAGUUGCAGCAACUGUUACAGCUGGAAACCAUUGAGGCUGAAGCCAGCGUUGAGGCUUUUUCGCAGGUUAAUGAAUUCAAUGUUUUGAUCGGUAAUAGAGAAUGGAUGAAUCGGAAUGCAAUCAUCGUUUCACCGGAAAUCAACAUUAAAAUGACUGAAGAGGAACAAAUGGGAAACACUGCAAUACUCUGUGCAAUCAAUAGUCAAUUGAUCUGCAUGGUGUCCGUUUCGGACAUGGUUAAACCGGAGGCUCAUUUGGCGGUUUACACUUUGAAAAAAAUGGGUAUUGAAGUUAUUCUGUUGACUGGCGAUAACAAGAAUACUGCUGGCAACAUUGCUCGUCAAGUAGGAAUUAAUCGAGUGUUUGCGGAGGUUCUCCCAUCGCACAAAGUUGCUAAAAUUCAGCGCCUACAAGAGAACGGAAUGCGUGUAGCAAUGGUUGGUGAUGGUGUGAACGAUAGUCCUGCGUUAGCGCAAGCGGAUGUAGGAAUAUCGAUUGCUUCUGGUACGGAUGUGGCAGCCGAGGCGGCUGAUGUUGUGCUUAUGAGGAACGACUUGUUAGAUGUCGUGGCCUGCUUGGACUUGUCGCGCAAGACUGUUCGUAAGAUUCACCUAAACUUCCUUUUUGCUAGUAUGUAUAAUUUGCUCGGAAUUCCACUGGCAGCCGGCGUGUUCACACCGCUUGGGAUUAUUUUGGAGCCUUGGAUGGCUUCGGCAGCGAUGGCGCUCAGUUCGGUAUCUGUUGUUUGCUCCUCUCUGAUGCUAAAACUGUACAAAAAGCCGACGAAAGCAGCUCUCCAAACGCCCGAAUAUACAGCCCUUGUAGAGGUCGGAGCUCUGCUUGAUCCGGAAACAGUUUCUGUACAUCGUGGUUUAGACGAUAUUCCAAGACCCAACUUUGGUCGCUCUACGAGCUCUACUCUAGCCAAAUUAUUCGGUCGAGGUAGUAAAGAAGUCAAUGAAGAUCAUCUACUUGCAUCUCAUGCAAUGACAGACGAUGAUGAGUUUAGCGUGGAUAUCGUGAAGUCGGUUAAUGGCGGCAUUUACAAAGAUUCAACCGAAUUGCAUCAGCUAUGAGAGCUGACACCAGGACACAGGUGGCAUAGCAUCAAAACUACCAAAAAUUGCUAAGUCUGGUAGAAUUUACUUACUCUCGUAACCGUGACCAUCCAAAGUAAGAGUAUCAGCCCAGUAUUUUUCUUGGAGGAACCCGAAAAGCAGCCAUAAUACUGGGUGAAGCAUUGCUUUUCAAUGAGUAUAUAUGUUCCUCGUUCAUGUUUUUUUAUCGCCAUUCUUUACUACGUUAUUCAGUGAUUUGUGAUAUAUUACGCAUUAUUAGGUUUGUUUCAUACUGAUUUGAUGAGUUUAAAACUGUUUUCAUCAUGUACGUACUUAUCAUAGGCACAAAUGUAUCAAAACCAUCCUUUAGCUAAAAUAGGUGUACAUAUUAGGAUGCUCAGAUUUGCGUAUUCAACUGAGAAGCUUUUAUAUGAAUAUUUAUGAAUAAAAAAUACUUGACCAAAAGAAUCAAA